This is a messenger RNA of Hevea brasiliensis (rubber tree), 2328 nucleotides long. Its product is annotated as zinc finger CCCH domain-containing protein 55. Lineage: Eukaryota; Viridiplantae; Streptophyta; Magnoliopsida; Malpighiales; Euphorbiaceae. The record is from RefSeq and is a predicted model, not a curated record. Gene Ontology annotation, molecular function: metal ion binding; RNA binding.
GACCAACCGCCACUGGUGAUGAAUAGAAAGGAGGAGCAGGACUUAUGAUAGACUCCAGACAGAAAGUACCGAUAAAUCAAGGACAGGGAGAGCAACCACUUCACUCUCUAACCCGGCUUGUUUCUCUUCAAAACCGUACUCCAAAAAUUUCAUCUUGGGCUUUAUUUGUACACAAAGAAUCGUAAACAACAGAACCUCUGUUCACUGUCUCUCCUCUUUCUUUCUUGCUUUCUUUUUUGAAAAACAAGAACCAAAUCCCUCCCAUGGACACCUAUGAAGCAACAAGCAUACUGUUGUCAAAGAUCAACAAUAUAGACCCAGAAAACGCUUCCAAAAUCAUGGGUUACAUUCUCUUACAAGACCUUACUGACAAAGAUUUGUUAUCUUUAGCUUUUGCCUCGCAAACCCUUUUGCAAAAUGUUAUUGUCAAAGCCAAAACUCACUUGGGACUUCCGACGAACGCCUUAUCCACACUGUCAGCGCCAUCAUCUCCUUUGCAUCUCAAUCCUAUAUCAAGGCCUAGCAACAACCAUAACCCAUUUUCACAAUAUUCUGCUAAAGCUAAUUCUUUUAUUGAUUUUGCAAAAAACCCAUCUCCACAUGCAUGGCAUGCUUCAAGCUUGACAAACCAGUGUGCCGCCGCCUCUAUUAGCCCAAAGUCAAGCCCCUUUUUGUCUUACGAUAGUAUACGUGCUGGUUUUGAUUUGGUGGGUAAUGGGAGGGACACUAGUAGUAACAGUACCAAUUUACUUAAUGAGAAUCAAUCAGAUGAAUAUUUUUCGUUCCUUGAUGAUUUCUCUCCGCAAAAUGAGGAAUUUGUGGACCCAAGGUUUCAGUUGUGUGGUUUAACUAUGAAUAAUGUGGAUAACCAUUUGCGUAGGAGGAGAUUCUCAGAGAGUGAUGUGUGCUUUGGUAUUGAAGAUGGCGUUUUUGGAAUUGGCCAUAGACCAUGUAUGUAUUUUGCUAAAGGGUUCUGUAAGAAUGGGGAUAAUUGCAAGUUUGUUCAUGCUAGCUUUGAUGGUGAUAAUAUUUCUGAGUUUAGUGAUGGCGGAGCCAUUGGGAGUUCACUUGGGGAAACGAAUGGCCUUUAUUUGCAACAAUAUGAAGAAAUGAUGAGAAUCAAGGCUGCACAACAACACCAAAGUUUGUCUUACAGCAAGUACAUGAAUUUCCUGUUGCAGCAACAGAGUGAUCCCCAUAGAAUGGAGGCAGCAUCAGUGAUGAUGGGUGAUGAAUUUCACAAGUUUGGACAGUUCUGUUCUGAAAGGAAUGACCUUUUGGCCAUGGCAAUGGAGGAAAAGGCAAACUCGGCUUCUAGGCAGAUCUACUUGACAUUCCCAGCUGACAGCACUUUCAAAGAUGAAGAUGUAUCAAAUUAUUUUAGUGCAUUUGGAACAGUUCAAGAUGUCAGGAUUCCAUAUCAGCAGAAGCGAAUGUUUGGAUUUGUUACAUUUGUCCAUCCAGAGACGGUGAAGCUUAUAUUGUCUAGGGGGAACCCUCAUUUUAUUUGUUAUUCACGUGUGCUUGUUAAGCCAUAUAAGGAAAAAGGAAAAAUUGCAAACAAGAGGCAACAGCUAAUGGAUAGGGGGGAUUUUUCACCCUGUUCUAGCCCUUCUGGGCUUGACUCUAGAGAGCUAUGUGAUCUUCACCUUGGAGCGAGAAUGCUCUACAAUACACAGGAGAUGAAGCUGAGAAGAAAGCUGGAGCAGCAGGCUCAGCUUCAACAAGCAAUUGAACUCCAAGAGAGACGGUUGAUUAAUCUGCAACUUCCAGGCGUGAGGGGGGAUUAUAUUCACCAUCAACAGAGAAGCCUGUCUGCUGGUGCACUAAUUACUCUACCCCCUCAUGCGUCUGUUAAUAAUCUUACUUCCGAUGUCAAAAAUCAGGACGUCUUAGAUGGUGGGCUAAUCAAUGACAAGGGUGAUAGCUCAGCCACUGACAUUGGCUGUACUAUUGUUGUUGCUGAACAGCACCUUCAGGAUGAAGUAAGUACAGCAUGCGUUCAGAAGAAAGAUACUGCCAAUGGUGAGGAGAGACUCAAUCCUGAAGGAUGUGAUACCAAUGAAUGUUGUGGGACUGUUAUAGAGCAUGGUCUUCCUGAUAGCCCCUUUGCUUCAACUGCAAAAUCAUUGGGGAAUCAAGAUGAAUUCUCCCCUCCUUUGACAGAAGUUAAAGAAAGCAUCGAGUUCACUGGCACUUCAUCUUCCGAAAUUACUGCAUCAGUGCCCACAACUUCUACUAGUGAUGUGGCUUCUCAUUGAUAAUGUGAAAUGCUAAGCUAGUCAUUUCGGUAAUAAAGAUUAGCAUGAACAGAUCAGCUUUGCUGGG